Molecule: messenger RNA, 1801 nt
Organism: Hippocampus zosterae (dwarf seahorse)
Lineage: Eukaryota; Metazoa; Chordata; Actinopteri; Syngnathiformes; Syngnathidae
Product: dual specificity phosphatase 29-like
Exons: 3
Coding region: 346-981 (211 amino acids)
Biological process (GO): negative regulation of MAPK cascade; protein dephosphorylation
Cellular component (GO): cytoplasm
Molecular function (GO): protein tyrosine/serine/threonine phosphatase activity; MAP kinase phosphatase activity
Source: RefSeq, a predicted model, not a curated record
GGUUUCAUUGAUAUGUGUAGGUACAUUCGCAGUAAUAAUUUGCAGAUCUGUUUCUUACAAUAUAUUCAGUGGCGGUUUCUGGCAUCAGCAUUAUGUGCGGUCGCACAGGGCAACAUUGCUUGGAGAUAUUGCUACAUGUCAUGGAUUGUCAUGGCAUGACAUGUCAAUCACUGGACUUUGUAUGGGGACUUUGCACUGCCGCAUGAACGCGCCUACUAUAGAAGAGAUACAAGUCUAAACAAGGAGGAAAGUGGAAAAACUAAACAUAAAAAAACAUCAUACUAGUUUAAGUUGAAAUCAUUAUUUUCAUAAAUAUAUUAUUUUCCUUGGUGCCUACAGUGAACCAUGUCCUCCUGUGGAGUAAAAUCAAGAGGAAAGAACCCCUACAUGGCGGUUCAAGUGGACCCAGACAGUGAUUACAUCACACCAGGUACUCUAGACCUGGAGCAGCUUUUCUGGACUGGCAGCAGCGUUCAAUAUGCACACUUCAACCAAGUCUGGCCCAAUGUCUUCAUCGGGGAUGAGAAGACGGCUCUGGAGCGACCUGGUCUGAAGGAGCUGGGUAUCACGCAUGUGUUGAAUGCUGCAGAGGGGAUGUACAACAAUGUGCUGACUGGUGUAGAAUACUACACAGACAUGGGCAUCCAGUAUUUUGGGGUGGAGGCCGACGACAAACCCACGUUCAACAUCUCGCAGUUCUUCUACCCGGCGACACGGUUCAUCAGUGAGGCCCUGGGACAACCACAGAACAAGGUGUUGGUGCACUGCGUGAUGGGUCGCAGCAGGUCAGCGUCACUGGUCUUGGCCUACCUGAUGAUGGAGCAAGGCUUAACAGUGGUGGACGCCAUUGAGCAUGUGCGACACCGCCGUUGCGUCCUGCCCAACCAUGGUUUCCUGAAACAGCUCAGAGCUCUGGACAUCACGCUGCAAGAGGACAAGCUAAGACUAAAGCGACAAAAGACGCAAGAUCAACAUUCGUGAUUGGGAUCACAUUUUAAAAGGGGGUUGGAGUCCACUGGGUUUCAUAUCUCAUUUUUGUCUCGGCAACCUGCUUUCUUGUAGCAGUGAACGUGUUGAGCAAAUGUGCAAGUGAUGGGUGGAUGUUGUUUAGAGUACAUCAGGGGAGAUGCAGUAACUUCAGAAAAAGGAAGAAUCAUUUCUAAAUUUGCGACUACUUCUGACAGACAAGCACAGUCUGUAUUGUUAACUUUAGAAAGUAGUAGAAAAUAAAAGGAAUAAAACACAUGUUUUAACACAAGCUGAUGUUAUAAGGGCCACCAUACAGGAGACUAAGACUAAAAUAUGAGUCCUGUGGAACAAUUGACUUUUAUUAAUCCAUCAUGAAACGUCUUAAAUGCAUCUCAUUUACCUUUGUAAAGGGUUUAAAUGUUUAAAUCGGCAAUGCAAUGUUGAAAAAUUGAAUAAUAAGAGGGAAAAAAAAAUCCAACACUCGCGAUUUUUGUUUUGUUUUCAUUGUAUUUGUCCAGGCUAGACAAAGUCUGGCAACAACCAGACAAAAGGGUCACUUGAGGCCUCUUGUUUGAGCACAUAUUGCGGAAAAGAAUGGAACGGGAUUGUACAUCCAAGAUUUUAAAACAAUUACAAUAAAAGGAAGAAAAUACCAUUGUGCAUCAUCAAAAAUUGUCACGUGUAUUCAAGUAUUGAUUGAUCCAAAUCAAAGAGAAAGAGAUGAAUAUCAAAUCUUAUCCCAAUGUGAUAAACGUGUAUUUAUGUCGAAUUAAACAAAGCCAAGUCUUGAGGUACUUGGAAAAUGGGUAAAAAAAAAAAAUUAAAUACACAA